Molecule: messenger RNA, 1166 nt
Organism: Ipomoea nil (Japanese morning glory)
Lineage: Eukaryota; Viridiplantae; Streptophyta; Magnoliopsida; Solanales; Convolvulaceae
Product: homeobox-leucine zipper protein HOX11
Exons: 4
Coding region: 130-1080 (316 amino acids)
Biological process (GO): regulation of DNA-templated transcription
Cellular component (GO): nucleus
Molecular function (GO): sequence-specific DNA binding; DNA-binding transcription factor activity, RNA polymerase II-specific
Source: RefSeq, a predicted model, not a curated record
AUUAAAGAUUGGAUUGGAAAAAGGCCUCUUUUUAAGCCCCCUUUCGUUUACUCCAUUCCUUACCAAAUUCUCAUUCCCAUUCCCAUUCCGACACUUCUUUCUUCUUCUUCUUCUUUGGAUUGAUUGUUAAUGGAGUUGGCUUUGAGCUUAGGAGGGAGUAAUGGAAACCCGACUCGAAAGCCGUUUGCCCUUCUUGAAAGCAAGAGUUCCGCGGUGGGAAUCGGCGGCGAUUUGGGGUUUUGCAUGGAAAAUAUGAAUAACAGCGGCGGAAGAGAAGAACCGCCGCCUCCGGUCCAGCUUGAUCUUCUUCCCUUGUCGCCGGUUCACCGCCGCCAAUCCGGUUCGCAGCUUCUCCUUCCAUGGCUGCCCGAUAACUUGGGCGCCGAGGCGGGCGUGAAGGCGCUGGAUAUGAACCGGCGUCCGGCGGGCGCGGUGGCGGAGGAGGCCGAGGACGCGGCGGCGCUGUCGUCUCCGAACAGCGCGGCGUCGUCCUUCAAGAUGGACUUCUCGAUCUUCAGAAACGGGCUGUUGGGGAAGAGAGAUAGCACCGGCGACGGCGAUAGAGAGAGAGGCGGCUCUUCCAAUUCCCGAGCCUCCGACGACGACGAGAACGGCCUCGGCCGGAAAAAGCUCCGCCUCACCAAAGAUCAGUCAGCUUUUCUCGAGGAAAGCUUCAAAGAACACAACACUCUCAACCCCAAACAAAAACUCGCUUUAGCAAAACAACUCAAUCUUCGUCCUCGCCAAGUCGAAGUUUGGUUCCAGAACAGAAGAGCAAGGACGAAGUUGAAGCAGACAGAAGUGGAUUGCGAGUAUUUAAAGCGGUGUUGCGAGACGCUGACAGAAGAGAACCGAAGAUUACAGAAAGAGCUUCAAGAAUUGAGGGCUUUGAAGGCGUCUCAGCCCUUCUACAUGCAGCUUCCGGCCACCACUCUCACCAUGUGUCCGUCGUGCGAGCGCGUUGCCUCUUCCACCGCCGCCGCUACCCCGACUACUGCCGCCGCCGCCCACGGCGGCGCUAAGCCCAAACUCUUCCCGUUUCCGCCCCCGCAAGUGCAUGCUCCCCAGGCUGCUUCGUGAUUACUUUUUUGUGUUAAUUAGGCUAAUGACUGUUAGUAUACGGUGUAGUCUUCUGCUUCUAUAUGUACAUAUCAACAUUUUGAUUC